GUGGUUUCACUCUGCCAACUUUGCCAGUCUUUCCAAGUCUCUGCCCAAGGCUCGAGUUAUCGAAAUUUUCUUUCCUUCCAUUUGCCAGGGGUCGACUGACAUAGGUCCCUUUCUCGGAAGUGGAUUGGUGUAAUUUGCAACUCGGCGGUGAAACUAUGAACGACUCCUACGCCAUGGCUGGUGCUGGUGAGAACCAUCGUCGCUCAGAGAGCUCAGAAGGCUUGAUGGGCGAAGACAAGACCUUUUCUUGCACGCACCCUGGGUGCAACAGACGCUUCACUCGGGCUGAGCAUAUGCAACGUCAUGCUCUCAACCAUAUGCCUGGCGGGUUGAGCUGCGAUUUAUGCAAUGCUCACUUCAAGCGACCUGAUCUGUUGAAACGGCAUAUGGACCGUCACCGCCAAAAAGAUCUCGAAGCAGGCGGACCAGGCUGCGGCGUUCUAGACACACGAAAGCGAUCUUGGAAGGCCCCGGACGGGUCUGUUGUAGAAAAGCGGCCCUGCCCGAAUCCGUCUGGACGGGGCCGGGCAUCGGGGGGUAAAGAGCGCCCUCAAGCUCAACAAGUUCCCUCACCUGACCCGGAACCCCACGACGGGGAUCAUCGUCUGUCCGGCUUGGACAUUGAGCCAGACCAAGAUUACUCCAUCGACAGCAUAUCACCAGAGUUUCAUAGGCGCUCGACCUUGGAUCUUCGGCCAGGAAGCCAGAGCGAAGCUCAACAGUAUCCCUUUGGACGUCACGACGUUUUCAAUCCAACUGAACCUGUCACCAACUUCUCGGGAUUCCCCCCUUCUUUACAGUUUUCCGAUUUCAUAGGAUCGGAGAAUCACUUUGAUAUCGAUACGACCCAGUCCAGUAGCUGGGGCGAAACAUCAUUCAUGAGCGAACAGUUGGACUACGAUCAGAUCUUCCAACCCGACACUGCUAGCUCCUUUAAUAUGCCAUAUACGACUGCGCUGGAUUACAACUGGCUAUUCAACAUGCAAGAAAACUCGGCCCCCACCGCAACAUCGAGACCUUCGACCCUAGGUCAAGACUUUGAAGCUCACAUGGCAAACAACCAAUCCCAAACUAAAUCGCAAGCAAACGUCGCCAUCACACCGGAGUCGAUGAAGAGCGCACAGCUGUGGACGGAGCCCAUGGAGAUGAGUAGCAAGGAUCAGGAGAGACAGAGGUCGUCCGGUCCACCAAACAACACCUCAACAACCGCCAGUGAAGCUGCCAGACGACAAGCGAUGAGAAACUCCAGGGAGAGGAGCUCAGAAGUCGCGUCGUCCCGAAGGCCUAGCGAUGCGCCAUCAGCAGCUCGACAGCGUUACCCUGCACCCAGUCGGCCAACUCCGACCGAGCCAGAAAGACCAUUGUCUUCCUUGAGAAAGCCGCUUAUAAUCCCUCCUAUUGGCGAAGAUGUGAGAGAGAGGCUGUUAAACGUCAUUGAUGGCGCCAAGCCGAACCUUCCUGACCAACGCGUCACAAUAUGGGAGCACCCGUUACUAUCAGCGGACUCACUCAAGUCGUACCUGGAGCUAUUCUUCACUCGAUUCAACACCGCAUACCCCCUCAUCCACCUAGAAACCUUUGACUGCAGGAACACCGAGCCUUUGCUCCUGUUGUCCAUCCUGCUGCUGGGUGCCACAUACUCGAGCAAGGACUGUCACCAACUUGCCGUUUGCAUACACGAUGUCAUCCGGCCGAGUAUCUUUGCCCAUGCCGGGUUCUCACCUAGGCCAGAGCUCUGGACGUUGCAGACAAUUUUGCUAGUCGAAUGCUUUGGCAAGUCGCGCGCCGGUCAGAAACAACACGACAUGAGCCAUUUGUUCCACGGACUUUUGAUCAAUCUCAUUCGCCGUUCCGAUUGCCAGACUGUGCGACCGCCGGGUCCGCCACCAGUCUCAGGCGAAGAUAACGCUGGCAUCUUAGACCAGGCAUGGAGGAAGUGGGCCGACGCGGAGCAGAAGAAAAGGUUGGCCUUGCUCUGUUUCAUGUGGGAUACGCAGCACGCAGUUCUCUUCUGCCAGAGUCUCUGCAUGUCAGCUUUUGAGCUCCGACUAGAACUCCCGUGCAGCCAGAGCAUAUGGGAAGCUCGGGAUGCCGCAUCAUGGGCGUCGGCAUGGCGGUCAAGUCUUAGCGACCAGAGGCUAUUUUACUUGCCAACUCUCAAAUCCUAUCUGACACCGUCAGCCCCGCGGCCAGCUGGCCUCACUGGAUUCUCAAGAAUACUAGUCCUUCAUGGAUUGAUGUCCAUCUCUUGGGACAUGGGUCGGCGUGAUCAGACGGCCCUGGGUGUCGUGUCUGGAGAUAGCUUCGGGAUGGGUUGGCGCAAAUUGCUGAGCACCGCCUACGACGCAUGGAAAAACGACUUUGAUGCAUUCUGUGGCAGCUUCGCGUCCCAAUUACAACGGGGAUCUGCCUCCCAGGCCCAGGGAGUUCAACAGCAGGAGGUCGACGAAGACAUGACUCGGAAAGUGGAGUUCGAGUCGUUCGCGGCAGCAUACAAGGCUCUCUAUCAUUCAGCACAAGCUUUACUCAACAUGGACUUCUUGGAUGUUCAGAUAUACGCUGGUGCUCGUCACAUCCUCGGUAGGCCGGUACAGCAGCGAGACUACCACAGAUCCGCACAGGUUGUGAAAAAAUGGGCUGCGUCAGCUUGCGAGAUACAACAGCAGCAGCAGCAAAACCACCCACUCGUCCCAAGGCAAGAUCGAGGCGGGGCUGCUGACGCCAACGGCGAUCAAUCCAAGCAAUCCGCGUCCGAAGCAGCAUGGCACGCGGCGAGAAUGCUAGUCGAAACCAAGAGAACAUUGAACAGCAUGGAGGCCAUGAACCUCUUCCACGUGCCGUGGUGUCUAUACCUGGCGACGCUGACCUGCUGGGCCUACCACCACGCUCGCCCUAGUCGAUCGUACGGCGCAUCUUCGCGGCGGGCGUUUGACGCUUUUGAUGAUGAGGAUGACUUUGAGGACGACGAGAUGAUUUGGGAUCCGCAAGGCGAGAUGGAGGCUCUGGUUGCGAGCAUGUCGGAGCGCGCGGUACGGGGCGAAGUUGCUCUGCGGAGAGAGCGGAAGAGGACGAAUGGCUUGGUCUGGAUCAUGGCGGACGUCUUGACGACGGUGAGAUGGGGGAUUGUGCACGCUGGCGUUGUGGUUUUGCGGGGUCUUGUGCCUCAGCGUCUGAUUAACCAGUAUGAAGAGGUUAUCUAG
Molecule: messenger RNA, 3200 nt
Organism: Colletotrichum scovillei
Lineage: Eukaryota; Fungi; Ascomycota; Sordariomycetes; Glomerellales; Glomerellaceae
Exons: 3
Coding region: 156-3200 (1014 amino acids)
Biological process (GO): DNA-templated transcription; regulation of transcription by RNA polymerase II
Cellular component (GO): chromatin
Molecular function (GO): zinc ion binding; DNA-binding transcription factor activity, RNA polymerase II-specific; RNA polymerase II cis-regulatory region sequence-specific DNA binding
Source: RefSeq, a predicted model, not a curated record